AUGAGUAAUUGUACAAACAAGGUCACCUUUUUCAACCUUAUCAAAAACUCAGAGAAGUACUUAGCCAAGAACGUCUAUAAUAAACUCAAGAACAUCGAAUACAAUGGAGCAGCCACGAAGAUCAACCUUGCCUUGAGAAAACUUCCUAAGUUCAAGGCAUUCGCCGGACAUAAACUUCAGGUUGAAAAUCUGCUGAAAGGAACCAUCCAUGUCAAUAGCUACUCGAUGGAUUUGCUCAUGGACGCAUACAACCAGACCAAGCGAAACCGUAUCAGUCUUACCCCCUUCAUGGACCUCACUAUUCCCAGCUACACUCCCUACCAUCCCAACAACGGAGAGCUAGUCACGCCGAUUUCCCACGACGAAAUAAAGCGAGUUUUCCUGGAGCAAAUUAACGAAUAUUUGGAAGAGCCACUCGACAUCCAUUUCAUGGACAUUCUCACGCCCUUUGACCUCGAGAACUUGUUGGGUCUUACUGAAGGUAACAUCUUCCACGGAAGCAUCGGGCUUGACAACCUCUUCUCGAACAGAGUUAGCGGAAAAGUUGGCGGUAUUUGGCUUUGUGGAAGCAGUGCGCACCCCGGAGGAGGUGUUAUGGGAGCAGUCGGAAAACAAGUAAGCCAGCGCAUUCUUUCGGAGAAAAUUAUCUGA
Messenger RNA from Nymphaea colorata (pocket water lily), 651 nucleotides. RefSeq lists its product as uncharacterized. The coding region runs from base 1 to 651 and encodes 216 amino acids. The transcript is spliced from 2 exons. NCBI's taxonomy places the organism in Eukaryota, Viridiplantae, Streptophyta, Magnoliopsida, Nymphaeales, Nymphaeaceae. The record is from RefSeq and is a predicted model, not a curated record.